CGAACAAUAUAUAUUCGAGCCGGCCCCCAGCGAGACCUCAGAUACAGCGGGCGUCUCGACCCAACUCACAGUUGGACUUUGCAUUUGUCGGAGUCCUUUUGGCUGCGCGAACUUUAGGACACAGUCGCUGCCACACAUCCGUAGCACAUCAGCGAGUGGCUUAGGGAUUGUGGAGGACUUUGUGUUGCGUGUGUUCGCGCGGAGCAGCAGCAGCAGCAGCCUAUCGCAUCAAUUUGGUCAGGAUCAAGACCCUCUUAGCGUAUCUCGUGAAAAAUCCACAAGCCCACCGCACACUUCGCAAGACACACACACACACAGCACUUGGGUUUUUGUUGUACGGGAAAACAUAAUUAAGUUAUUAUUAUUAUGAUCAUAGGAGCAGAAUUUUUGAGGGCAUAUUAAUUUAUUCGUGCGUAGUGGGUUGCUGCCCGGCAGUGAUCGGUGAAUCCUUCAGCCGCAGCCGCUGUCAGGAACGUAGUAGCUAGGCUGUGGUCGGCACGGUUAGCGGAUCAGCUUCUGUUAUUUUUUGUGUAGCAUUUCUUCGGAAGCCGAGAGCGAAGAAGUGAGUAAGGGGGGGGGAGAGAUGUGUUUGUUCAAAGGAUGGCCGGCGGUAGUGGCACUUGUGUUACUCAACAUCACCGGACUUCACGGCUUUGAGUACAACGGCGGCAGCGGAGGCAGCGGCGGCGGAAUGAGAGCGUUCGACCUCUUCGAGCUCACCAAGCUGAGCCGCAGCAAUGCCGGCGUGAAGCCAGUCAAGGGGCCCGAGCGGGGCCCCGCCUUCAAGAUCGUCAAGGCGGCCAAGAUCCCGGCGGUGACCGGCCAGCCCCUCGAGGAGCUCGUGGAGGCGCUGCGCCGCGACGAGGGCUUCACCUUCCAGGCGACGCUGCGACAGGAGAAGCGUAGCACCGGCACGCUCGUGUCCGUCGGGCCCCUGGCGAGGACGUCGCCGCGCCUCUUCGAGAUCAUCUCGAACGGGCGCGCCGACACGCUCGAUCUGGCGUACGCGGUGAACGGCGAGCAGAGCGUCUUCUCCUUCGAGGAGGUGGAGCUGGCGACGCCGCAGUGGAAGAACGUGACGCUGCACGUGUCCGGCGAGGACGCCGAGCUGUACGUGGGCUGCGAUCGCGUCGACACGCUCACCCUGGAGGGUCUCAACUUCGAGCAGCUCGCGGCCGAGGGGAACGCGCUGCGGCUGGGCAAGGGUGCCCUCAAGGACGCCGACGACUUCAAGGGGGCCUUGCAAAACGUUCGCUUCGUGUUCGGCACCACGGUGGAGGACAUCCUACGAAGCAAGGGCUGCCCCGCCGCCCAGCGGACACCGGUGCUGGCAGGAAACAAGCUGAACUUUAUGAGCCCGCAGCUCGGGGGUUUGGGCGACCAGUGCGACAUGUCCUGCAACGCCGUGUCGGAGAUGGUCCGGGAGCUCCGUGGCAUUCAGAGGGCGGUCACCACGUUAGUGAGCGGAUUCGACGAUGUGAGAAACCAGACGGACUUCAUCAGCAAGGGGAUUGGCUUCAACAAGAAAGGCGAGUGCCACUUCGAGGGAACGCAGUUUGCCAACGGCACCAACUGGACGGUGGACACCUGCACGUCCUGCACAUGCGAGGAAUCCGUGACAUUUUGCCGGCAAAUCAGCUGCCAAGAGGUUUCGUGCAACAACGCGACCACGCCGGAGGGCGAGUGCUGCCCAACGUGCUACGUGCUGGAGGAGGGCUGGUCGCCGUGGUCCGAGUGGACGUCGUGCACUGUGUCUUGCGGGCGCGGGCUGCAGCAGCGCGGCCGCUCGUGCGACCGCAUCAAGCACGAGUGCCAGGGCCCGUCCAUCCAGACGCGCACGUGCCACCAGCGCGAGUGCGAUAAGCGCAUCCGCCAGGACGGCGGCUGGAGCCACUGGUCGCCGUGGUCUUCGUGCUCGGCGACGUGCGGCGUGGGCUCCAGCACGCGCAUGCGGCUCUGCAACUCCCCGACGCCGCAGCUGGGCGGCGAGGACUGCGCGGGCAGUGGGCGCGACACCAGGGAGUGCAAUCUCAUGCCCUGCCCCGUGGACGGGCAGUGGGGCCCCUGGUCUCUGUGGUCGACGUGCUCCGUGACCUGCGCCGGGGGCUCGCGGACGCGCCUGCGCCUCUGCAACAACCCCGAGCCCAAGCACGGCGGGCGGCGCUGCGUGGGACUCAGCUCCGACACCGGCGUCUGCAACACCCAGGACUGUCCCAUCGACGGCUGCCUCUCCAACCCGUGCUUCGCGGGAAGCACGUGCAUCAGCUUCGUGGACGGCUCGUGGAAGUGCGGCGCCUGCCCGCUCGGUUACCGUGGCGAUGGCCUGCACUGCGAGGACAUCGACGAGUGCACGGAGGUGCCGGAUGUCUGCUUCUCGACGACGAGUGCGUCGCGCUGCACCAACCUGGAACCGGGAUUCAAGUGCCUCCCGUGCCCCCCGCGCUACUCGGGCACCCAGCCCCAGGGUCUCGGGCUGGAGGACGCAAAGACCAAUAAGCAGGUGUGCGAGCCUAAGAACCCAUGCGAGGACGGGAGCCAUAAUUGCCACGUGGACGCGGACUGCGUGUACCUGGGCGUGCACACGGAGCUCGUGUUCCGCUGCGAGUGCAAGACGGGGUUCGCCGGCAACGGCUUCGUGUGCGGCGAGGACAUAGACCUCGACGGGUGGCCCAACAAGGAGCUGCCCUGCGUGGCCAACGCCACCUACCACUGCCUCAAGGACAACUGUCCUGAACUGCCCAACUCCGGGCAGGAGGACCACGACAAGGACGGCUUUGGCGACGCCUGCGACAACGACGACGACAAUGAUGGAUAUCCCGAUGACAGGGACAACUGCCCGAUGCUGUUCAACCCGCGGCAGUACGACAGAGACCGCGACACCGUCGGUGACCUUUGCGACAAUUGCCCCGAACGCCCCAAUGCCGACCAACGCGACACGGACCGCAACGGCGUGGGAGACGCGUGCUCGCCCGACAUCGACGGAGACAGCGUUCUCAACGAGGGCGACAACUGCCCGUACGUGUACAACAGCGACCAGCGCGACUUCGACACGGACGGCGUGGGAGACAUGUGCGACAACUGUCCCCUGCAGUACAACCCCGACCAGCGCGAUUCCGACUCGGACCUGGUGGGCGACACGUGCGACAGCAACGAGGACAUCGACGAGGACGGCCACCAGAACAACCUCGACAACUGCCCGUACAUCCCCAACUCGAACCAGGCCGACCACGACGGCGACGGCAUCGGAGACGCCUGUGACCACGACGACGACAACGACGGCGUUCCAGACGAGCGCGACAACUGCCGCCUCGUCGCCAACCCCGACCAGCUCGACUCCAACGGUGACGGCCGCGGGGACAUCUGCUGGUCCGACUUUGACAACGACAACGUGACGGAUACCGAGGACGUGUGCCCGGAAAACUUCGCCAUCACCAGCACGGACUUCCAGCGCUUCCAGAUGGUGCCGCUCGACCCCACGGGCACCUCGCAGAUCGACCCCAACUGGGUGGUGCGCCACCAGGGCAAGGAGCUCGUGCAGGAGGUCAACUGCGACCCGGGGCUCGCCAUUGGCUACGACGAGUUCAACGCGGUGGACUUCAGCGGAACGUUCUACAUCAACACGGACCGCGACGACGACUACGCGGGCUUCGUGUUCGGCUACCAGUCGAGCGCGCGCUUCUACGUGGUCAUGUGGAAGCAGAUCACGCAGUCCUACUGGCAGGACACGCCCACGCGCGCCCAGGGCUUCGCCGGCCUGCAGAUCAAGGUGGUGAACUCCACGACGGGGCCCGGCGAGCACCUCCGCAACGCCCUCUGGCACACCGGCAACACCCCCGGGCAGGUUCGUCUGCUGUGGCACGACCCAAAAACCAUCGGCUGGAAGGAUUACACGGCGUACAGGUGGCAGCUGACUCACCGGCCCAAAUCCGGACUCAUCAGGGUGGUGAUGUACGAGGGCAGGCACAUCAUGGCCGACUCGGGCCCCCUGUACGACAAGACGUACACCGGGGGACGCCUCGGCCUGUUCGUCUUCUCCCAGGAGAGCGUCUACUUCUCCGACAUGAAGUACAAGUGCAAAGAUUGGUAGAGACAGUUGAGAGAAAUUUGGUGGGGGAACAAAAACACAUCAACAUUCCGUCUCGGGUAAUGAAAAACAAACAUGUUUUUUCAAGUCCUUUCUCAUGCUAACACAAUUACCCUUCUAACAUAUAUCUCGAUGUGUACGACAGUUAAAACAAAUACGACGAACAAUGUCCAAUGGUAAUCACACGUUCAUGAGAUGUCGCAUAAAAGCAACGAAAGAUCUAUGAGAUUCGUUUUAUUUGUAUUUUUUGUAUUUUUUUGGUCUCUGUUUUUAUAAAGCUGUAAUAAGAGGUGUGUAUUAUUAUUCCUAUAUAUUUUUAAAAUACUUUCUAUUAUAUAAAUAUUAAUCACCCGUUGUAAAUAGCAAAGCACAUUUUUUUUCUUUCUCAAAAGCAGGUAUAUCAAGAUUUUGUAAAGAGUUCACACUCUGUUUGGGUAAGGGGUAGAGGGUGGUAUGGGAGAGACAGAUGCUGUCAUUUCUCGGUAACUUAGCAGAGUACAACGUCGCAUAUUCGAUCGUCGCGUGUCCGCCCCGACCAAUCACUCCAUCCCCCCACUCCUCCCCGUCCAAUGCGGGCAAAACAUUUCCCUAACCAAGCAACGGAAAGAAACACGACAGCAAGAGGCAGACGCAGCGCCGCGAAUAACGAUUGCCCCCUUUUAUUAGGUUAGCAUGAAGUAACCACACUUAUCAUUACGAUUGCUUUGUGCCGUGUGUGACGGAGUUUGGCUUCGCAACGAGGAAGCCUUUUACUUACAAAAGCGGGUGCCUGGCUCUUCGCUCUGCUGAUGAGAUACUGAAUGUCAAAGCCGGUCCAGACGUUUUUCAUCUGUUGAACCAAAUGCUGUUGAUGGGAGAUCUGCUCCCAGAAGGCCGUGUGACCGAUGGGAUGUGUAUUUUUUUAUUUAUUUCUUGUGAGUAGACAGAUACGGAAAGAAGGCAUUAAUUGGUUAACAUGGAUGCCAAACAGAGACCUUUUUUAAAUUAACUCAUUGAUUACUUCUUCAAGAGUUAUUAAGCUGUUAAAUGUGAGUUAGUGCUCUUUAGUUCCCCUUGAUUGUUUAUUUUUUUUAAGUUUUGUUUAGAUGAGGCGUCUUGUUUUGUAAACCGCAUAAUAGCGCACCGUUAAUUUACCAUAUCCCCCCGCCCACCCCACGUUUAAAGCAAUUUUGCGCUUCAUCUGCGUCCAGCGACCUAUCUGUGCACACUAUAAUUGGCCCGGAAACACCUUAAUACGUAGAGGACUGCAAAACUUGGGCAACUGUCUCAUCACACAGCUGCUGCCCUCCCUCCUGCUUGGCUGUGGUUCCUCAAGCCUCCGCGGUGGUCUCGCUGUGCAAGAGCGAGUUAAUAGUGUUCUCGCUACAAGUUGAAACUAUGAUUAUGUUCUGUAGAUGUUCACACAUCCAACCUAUCGAUACGAUCCACCAACACCUCACCCCCCCCUCCUCUCCCUACAUCCCGAUUGAAUCGAAUAUUCGACGUUGUACCGCACACAUUCCUUGGUUUACUACGAAGGAUUACAUUUGCCAGUCUGCGUGUGGUCUCUCACUCUCUCUCUCUGUCGAUGUAUGCUUUGGACUAGAUGGGUCAGUGUCAGGUCAUUACUUUGCAAAAAAAAAAAAUGUCUUUGCAACAUCACGCGCAGUUCAUCGUCUGCUCGGGUGUUGACUAGGAAACGUCGGAACGUCAGUUCGGAAGAGUUUAAGGUAACAUGCACGUGUGAACGUAUAUAAACAUACAAACACACUGUAAAUAUAACUUAUGUAAAGGUCAAAGGGUCAGCCCUGCACUCUCUUGCUGGGCUGCCACUCAAGGGAGAUCGAAAGAGCCAUACCUCUUCUACGGAUGCGGGCCCGCUCGACCCCACUGUGGCCAGAAUAAUGUACGCGACACAUGCGAACGUGUAUCCUGGCGUGACACCCACCCGGGGUAAAGAGAAAUUCGCCCGCUUGAAAUAUGAGAAAGCCGUAGCGGAAUUUCACGAUGAGUUGGUCUCGGAGAGAGAGAGAGAGAGUGAGAGAGCGGGCGAUCGGACGUGCGGGGCGGGCGAGGUGCCACUGGGGGGAAGUGACCUUUUUUGUUUGGCCGCAGCCCAUCGGGGGCUCAGGUUAAUACCGCGGGAGCGUCGAUCGCAACGUGUCGCGCCGUCUGCUUCGGAAGCGGACGCUGAAUAUCCCGCGACGUUCUGUCCCGUAAAACGACAGCGGCGGCAACGACAACAAAAAAACAAAAACCUGCGCGGGCCUCCCCCCGAGGUGGGCGCCACGGUUUCAUGAAACGCGCCGAGUUUGAACAAAUCGCUCGCAAAUUACUUAACUGGGGAAAACGCUCCACGCGGCGACGCGGCGAGAGUGCGACCACCGUGAAGCGUCGCGCGUCCACGUCGGCAGGACAACGCCAACUCGCAGGCUGGCGGCGCGCGCGCCAGCCUCGUGCGGCCGCUGGGGGUGCAGCAGGGCACCGGGCGAUUUCAGACGAGAUUGCCGAGGUGUUUGGGGCAAGCGCUCCCGCACGCACGCACGCACGUCCGAUAUCGUGAACGCAGGGCAGCCCGAUCGUGCCGUUCACGCUCAAGGCCCAGCAGCUAACUUGAAAGGGGGGGGGGGCGGUCGUAAGGUCCUGGGGGUUGUUUGCACGCGACGGUUUUCUUCACAUGGCUUCUGUGUGUGCAAUUCAGCAGCGAUGAAUGUAUGCGAGCACUUAGCGUACGGGGAGGGGAAAGCAACAAGCAACCGGCUUUACGCUCACGUGUUCGCGGUAUGACGACGUCGUCGUCGUCGUUAUUUUAAGACGGCAUGGUUGAAGUGGAAUUUUCCAUUAAAACUUACUGAUCGUGA
This is a messenger RNA of Petromyzon marinus (sea lamprey), 6924 nucleotides long. RefSeq names its product thrombospondin-1-like. Gene Ontology annotation, cellular component: extracellular region. Lineage: Eukaryota; Metazoa; Chordata; Hyperoartia; Petromyzontiformes; Petromyzontidae. Gene Ontology annotation, molecular function: calcium ion binding; protein binding. Gene Ontology annotation, biological process: negative regulation of angiogenesis; cell adhesion. The record is from RefSeq and is a predicted model, not a curated record.